AGGCAAGUUAUUUCCUUUUCUGGCAACCAAAACAUUCAACGCCGCUCUCGAUAUCAGUUCUUUUGUUCUUUGUCCGGACGGGCGUAAUGUACCCUUGUGCGUGAAGCUCCCUUUAUGCCUUUCCCGGGAAGCCGGAGCGGCGAAUGAAAACCCUACCUGCUUCAUUGAUGACAAUAAGCCACCUGUUUCUUUGUAGGCCGAGCGCUUAUAAGGACGUGUGACGGCUCGACAAGCCAUCGUUCCUUCCUUUCAUUUCCCCUGCUUCUCAGUCCCCGCCUCGAAUCCGACGUUGCUGGUCAACGUUGCACGACUGCCCGUCUCACGCUCACGCUUUCACGCCCGCUAUCCUAAUCGACGAACCAUGACUGCUGCUCGAACCACGACUGCUGCUCGCAUCAACACUCACAUUCGUGCUACUCGUACACGCAACCGCUCGCUCAAGUCGAAGGCCUACUCCUGCCCACGUCCGGAUUGCCGGAGCGCUUUCAUGAGAAAGGCAGAUCGGGACAGGCAUAUGCGUCAUGUCCACGGCGGUAUCAAGAAGUGGUCUUGCGACUGGCCCGGCUGCGCCAUGAAGUUUGCGCACGAGGGCGCUUACAACAACCACAUGAACACCCACACGGGAGCGCAGCCUCAUGCCUGCAGGAUCUGCGACCAUAGGUUUGGUGACCCGUCAUCCCGCUCGCGCCACAUGCGGGAGAGGCACCUGCAACCGGGCUCCUACACCUGCUGCAUCUCGGGUUGUACGAAACAGCUCAAGCGCCGUGCAGCGUUCGUGGACCAUUUCAAGAAGGAUCACCAUAUUCUCGACGCGGAGGAGAGGUUCGACAUUGACUCGAUGGCGCCUCCGCUCCGAACCAUGGAGGAGGCGUACAUGCUGCACAAUCGCGUCCCUAUGCCUUCUACUUCGUCCGCCCACGAGGAGGAGGAGGAUGAAGUCGUGGCUGUCCCUUGUGCGCCGGCGGGCUAUGAUUGUGGCUACUACGGGCAACCUGACCCUUACGUCGCCUACGUCGAGCCGUAUCAGCCCAUCCCGCCCUACGACUACGGCUACUACUACGACGCGCCCUACCUGCCGCCUCAGCAGCCUUACGGCUACGAGAUGUCACCCGCGGGCUCGUGGGACCAGUACGCGUCGUCUUCAUCAUCGUCGUCCCCGGCCUCUUCCCGCGAGAGCUCGUCCGACCCGUCCUUGUCGGAUCAGUCUCCGGGGCCGUUCGCCAACAUCAAGCUUCGCCAGGAGUCGCCCGACUUCUUCUCCCCGCCAGCCCCUCUCGACGCGAGCGAGCCCUUCGUCGAUUUCACCACCAUCAAGCGCGAGGACAACACCGCCGAUCUGCUGGUCAGCGACGGUUAUGACGGGUACGACGGGUAUGGGUACAGCUCGCCCGUCGCCGACUGGGACCUCCAGUUGACCCCCACCGCAUGAGCCACACACUACUCUUCACGUCUUUCCACGACACCUACUAUCUUUCAUGGACCUUUCGUUGACGACCUACAGUCUCGUAUAAUCCCCCCUACCACCUGUUUUAAUCUGUAACGACCUACAUUGAGGCCCAGCGCCUGUGUUUCGAUACCACCCGGACUACUGUAGCAUAGCAUUGUUGGCACAUGUUGCCAUUGUCCCGUCUUCUGUAUCUCUUCGCGAUUGUGUUCAAUAAAGUGACCUGGCCAGUCUU
This is a messenger RNA of Schizophyllum commune H4-8, 1679 nucleotides long. RefSeq lists its product as uncharacterized. Gene Ontology annotation, biological process: regulation of transcription by RNA polymerase II. Lineage: Eukaryota; Fungi; Basidiomycota; Agaricomycetes; Agaricales; Schizophyllaceae. The transcript has 5 exons. The record is from RefSeq and is a predicted model, not a curated record. Gene Ontology annotation, molecular function: RNA polymerase II cis-regulatory region sequence-specific DNA binding; DNA-binding transcription factor activity, RNA polymerase II-specific. Gene Ontology annotation, cellular component: nucleus. Bases 362 to 1429 code for a protein of 355 amino acids.